AUGAAGGAGCUCAAGAUUGAGGCUGACAAUUCCAAAUCAGCAGCAUCUCACCAUGCCCAAGGCUCUGCUGCGUUUGGGGAUCGAGGUAAAACCAGCCCCGAGUCUUGUAUAGGGAAUCUUUCCGUGGGUUUCAGGGAGCCCGAGCGCAACAACAGCCCCCAGGGGCUGGGCUUGCGGCUCCCACCCCCGCAGCUUCGGCUCGGGGUCCUCCGGGCCGGCGCCGCUCCCCGCACCAAGACUUGGCCGCGCGGGAGUGCGGAGAAGCGCGGAGUCGGGAGUGCGGAGAAGCGCGGAGUCCGGAGCGCUCACCUGAGGCUUCGUCCUGCGUGCGCGCUGCCUGCGCCAGCACGCGUCCCGGGAGCCUGGCGCCGGCCUCGGGGUGGGCGCUCGGCGGGGCGGCGCUGGCCGUGGGCACCCGGCUGGGCGCGGCCUCCAGUGGCAGCCCGUACCGCCCGUUUCCACCUGCGCGUCCGGGCGCGGAGGGCGGGCCGCCACUGUAUUUACAGAAGGAGGCGGUGCCAGAGAGGGCGCGGCGGCGGGGGCACGGCGGGGCAGGGCGGACUGGCGGGAGCUGGCCGCCACCGGGUGCUGCCCUGCGGGGCCGGAGGCGCGUCCCGCGCGGCGGUGGGUGACGAGGGGCGGCCUCGGAGCCCAAGGCUGGCAGAUGUGGCCGCUUCGCCCGUGACCGUGCGCGCGAGGAAUCCGGGAAAAAUGGGCACCCCCGCCACCUCCCUGGCCCUCAGCCGUGCGAGGAGUUUCAGGAUGGGUUUGCCAAUCCCGGUGCUAUUUGUAACCUGCCCUGUGACACGUGACACGGACUCAACUAUGCCAGUUUCCACCUCAGAGGUCAGGGCGCUGUGGAAGGCCUUUCGUGUACAAGAGGGUUUCCGUCUCCACUGGGCCCUCAUGCUUUCCUUCUCCUGUGUGUGCAACUCGAUCUCUGGCCGCGUCGUGUGAGGACCUGCAAGGGGCCUGUUGAUACAGCUGCCCUCCGGUGCCACAUGACUGCAGGCUGGCCACACAUGACGGCCGUGAAUGUACAGACACCAAGGACCAUCAGAUUAGCCUCUGCUCGGGAUAUCGGCUGCUUGGACUGUUUGCCUUGUGGAGCCUGUUUGACUAAAUUAAAAUCCUUGGAAACCGAUCGUCAGUCAAGCAUGAAAGACAAAGCCACCAGCCUGCAAGGUGCCCAUCUUGGGGGCAGACCUAUUUUGAGGAGAGAGGCUGGGUGACCUCCUUCCUCUCUAAAACAAACUGGCCUUUUCCAGCCUGUGUGGUCAUGAAAAAAGAGAAGACCAGACAGAAUCCUUAGAAAAACAGCAUCAGAACAAGUUUUUUAAAAAUGGAUGAAUCUUGGGACGCCUGGGUGGCUCAGUCAGUUAAGCAUCUGCCUCCGGCUCAGGUCUCCUGGAAUCCAGCCCCGCGUUGUGUCAGGCUCCUUGCUCAGCGGGGAGCCUGCUUCUCCCUCUCCCUCUGCUCCCCCUGCUCUGUGCGUGCUCUCGCUCGCUCUCUGACAAAUAAAUAAACAAAAUUAAAAAAAAAGGAUGAAUCUUGAAUUCAGGAAGUGAAUACAGACGGUGAAGCUGUGGCAUACGUUCAUUUAUUCAUUCAGCAAGUAUUUACUGAGUGCUGACUGCAGGCCAAUAAACAGACACAAUACUUCCCCAUCGUGGAAGCUAUAUUCUAAGGAAAAGGAGGACAAUGAAAGAAACAGGGAAAUGAUACAGGGUGUUAGAAGGUGGUAGGUAGGUGCUGCGGAGAGUAAGAAAUCACAGAAGGCGGCUGGGGAAAUCCUGCUUCCAAGAGGGUGGUUAAGGAAGUCGUCUCUGAGCAGGU
This is a messenger RNA of Zalophus californianus (California sea lion), 1836 nucleotides long. RefSeq lists its product as uncharacterized. The transcript is spliced from 4 exons. NCBI's taxonomy places the organism in Eukaryota, Metazoa, Chordata, Mammalia, Carnivora, Otariidae. The record is from RefSeq and is a predicted model, not a curated record. The coding region runs from base 1 to 957 and encodes 318 amino acids.